Molecule: messenger RNA, 591 nt
Organism: Aspergillus brunneoviolaceus CBS 621.78
Lineage: Eukaryota; Fungi; Ascomycota; Eurotiomycetes; Eurotiales; Aspergillaceae
Exons: 1
Coding region: 1-591 (196 amino acids)
Source: RefSeq, a predicted model, not a curated record
AUGAAGCACAUCAACAAAUUGGCCCUGGCUGUGGCCUGCCUACCCGGUAUGGUCCUCAACGCCGCCCCGGUCCCCGAGGACAACACCGCGGACGUGUCCUCCCAGGUUGGUGCGGGUGAGAUCGAGCCUGCCGCCGCCUCCAACAGCCCCGAGGGUCACGCGGCGGCGGCGACUCCCGGUGCCUGUGACUGCGAGGGCAGUGACUGUGCCGACCUUGAGGCCGGCGGCCGCGGUGGGUAUAACAUGGUUGGUGGUGACAACGCCGACGCCAAUGCUCCCGAGAAUGGUUGCGUGGAUGGCCGUUCUGACUGUGACUUGGUUUCGCCCGAUGGACGCGGUGGGUACAAUAUGUUCGGGAACGGCACUACCACCGCUAAUGCCACCCAGGAUGGCAGUGACUGUGCCGAUGUCGAGGCCGGAGGCCGCGGUGGGUACAACAUGGUUGAUGACAACGACACCAGUCGCAGCGACGAUGGCUGCGAUGACCACCCCGACUGUGAUUCUGGUUCGUCUGAUGGAAGUGGCGGGCACCGGGUGCUCGUUAUCGGGUCCCCCGACUCCGAUCCUAUUGCCACUGUUGAUUUUCUCUAA